CUCACGCCAAAAGCUUCCACGUCGCGCUCUCUCAACAUCGACACACAUAACUUCCAAGCAGGCUAUUCUGAGAGCCCAAUAACAAGAAAUCUUUCAUUCGUCUACACUUUCACCAACUUGUCAGAUACCUAGUCAAAACUCGAGCUACCAUGGCACCUAAAUCCUCCUCCUCUUUCACCUUCACCAAACCUUCCUCCCAAACCGCCUCCGGCUCUUCAAACACAGUCUCUACCACCGCCUCUAGCUCCAUCUCCGCCCUUCUAUCUGCUUAUACCAACCAGACAACCCCCCGUCUCAAAUUCAUCGACGCCUUCCUCGUAUUCCUCGUCUCCUCUGGGGUGUUGCAGUUCGUUUACUGCGUCCUUGUAACGAACUUUCCGUUUAAUGCGUUUUUGGCUGGGUUCUCCAGCACCGUCGGCCAAUUCGUCUUAACCGCAUCCCUCAGACAACAGGUCAAUCCGGAAAACAAGGUGGAGUUCAAGGAAGUUUCGCAUGAACGAGCCUUUGCAGAUUUCGUCCUUGGAUCUAUCGUCCUUCACUUUUUCGUGUAUAAUUUCCUCGGAUGAGGGUUGGAUAUCCAAUGAACAAUGGAGGAAGAAGAGGUAGAAGACUGAAGUGGAGGCAGAGGUUGGAGAAGUUGCCCAAGAUGAUGAAAAGGUUGGGACUUACAUAUGGGAUAUCUCAUUAUCUAUGUAUACAAGUUACAUAUCUGGAUUCUCUCGUAUCAUACUCUCAUUCCAGGAAUUUUCGUCAAAACAUGUUGACUACUA
Messenger RNA from Lentinula edodes (shiitake mushroom), 770 nucleotides. Its product is annotated as DAD family-domain-containing protein. The record is from RefSeq and is a predicted model, not a curated record. Gene Ontology annotation, biological process: protein N-linked glycosylation. Gene Ontology annotation, cellular component: membrane; oligosaccharyltransferase complex. The transcript has 3 exons. NCBI's taxonomy places the organism in Eukaryota, Fungi, Basidiomycota, Agaricomycetes, Agaricales, Omphalotaceae. The coding region runs from base 150 to 566 and encodes 138 amino acids.